AUGGAGAAUCAUCCCGGAUCCAGUGACCAUCGACCGGGGUUGAAACCGUUGUCCUACACGUCCUUCUCCCUCAUCUCCGACGCCUAUCUCCCCGCAGCUCUCGUAUUCGUCGUCCUUGCAGCUCAGUUCUGGCCGACAUCAUCAAGCGCAUCCAAAUCGUUCCUUUCCAGAGUCUUCACCUCUUUCGUUACACCUCAAGACGUUCACGAGUACGAUCGCGAAGAGGCCGAGGCGCGCGCCAAAGAAGACCAUGCUCGUACCUCCGACGAUCAGACAGCAAUCAGUACAGCUAGUGGACGCGCACACACGUAUGGCUCGACCUUGCCUGAAGCCACCUCGCGCGGCGCGGCAGAAUACGAUGGCGACGACACCGAGACCUCGCCCCUUCUUCGGGCGGGCUCAUCGCGUCAAGACAGAACGACAGGCCUCACUCGUGCAGCCAAGCAACCCGCUGCAGUUCACAUCGGGCUCAGCCUGAUCAACCUCUGCCAUCUGAUGGCCUGGAUCGCUGUCCUCGUCAUCUCCAUUCUUAGCAGUCAUAUCGGCGACCAUGCAGGCGCCGAGGCCGGCUUCCAGAGCUCCAAGGGCCUGCAAUUGGCUGCCGCACUCCAGAUCUUUGGCUGGGCUUACGCGACGGUCUCUGCCGUCUUCUUCGCGUCUCCUACACCGCCUUACGGUCUGCUUCUAUUCUAUAUAAUGCAGAUUGUAGGCUCUUGCGUAUCUGGAUAUCAUUCGCUCUUCGGCGUUCCGCAUCCGCCCUUUUCUCCUGCGCACCGUAGCCAGCUGGCCGUGCCUAUCUUCGAUCUGCUUUCAUUGGCGCUUGUGUUCGUCGGCACUGCCUUGAUCAUGGGCCUUCCCCUACAGGUUUACGACUUGAAUCCACAGCACGAUCGAAAUGGAUACCCUCCGCCUCUCGAAGACUACUGCACUUUGUGGGAGUGGAUCAGCUUCUCCUGGCUCAAUCCCAUCAUUAACACUGGUUUGUCGCGUCCCUUGGAAGAGUCGGAUGUCUCGCAGCUAAGCAAGCUCUCCAAGUCGCAAGUACUCCUCAAAAACAUGCGCCGUCUUCGAGCACAGGAUGCCGAAAACUACGAGACGGCCAAAGCUCAGGCCGAAGCUGUCAGCAAACAUGCAUCGCUGCGGGACAGGGAGCGCGCUGCUGCCAAAGCGGAAAAGAAGAAGCCCAGCGUGCUUCGUCAGAUCUUCUGGAUGAACUCGAGGGAUCUGGCCCUUGACUUUCUCCUCAGCAUCGUCUCUUAUACCUUGGCUUACGCCAGUCCCUUCUUCCUCAAGCAAAUCCUCCAGGCACUUUCCGAAACGCCGACCACGCAAGCUUCUGCUCGUUCGACUACGUUCUUCACCGCAUCCUUCGAGUCCGUCUCCAUGACCACGGCCCACCAGGAAACCAACACAUGGUACUCCAUGCCUCUCCAACAUGUCGCCAUUUUCAAUAUGUCCGACACCAUCAACCCAGCCAAGAAGCGAGCUUUCCUCUUCGCCUUCUUUGCCUUGCUUGCUUCUGUCAUCAAGACGCAGAGUGACCUUCAGCACCUCUAUUACAGCCGUCGCGCUGGCGUUCGGAUCAAGUCGGAACUCACCCUCGCUAUCUAUGACAAAGCUUUGCGACGAAAGGACAUCUCUGGUUCCCUUCAGAGCGCUUCUUCUUCGGCUCUCUCCCAGGUCUCGGACAAAGACGUCAAGGUCAAGAGCCAGAAGACUAAUGACAAUGACGAAGAUAAGAGUUCGGCAAGCGUGGGAAAGGUUGUCAAUUUGAUGGCAAGCGACACCAACCAAAUCGCUAACACUGUCACUACACUCUACAUGGGCUACGCUGCCCCUAUAGAGCUGUGCAUCGCCACCAUCUUCCUUUACAAACUCCUUGGCUGGUCCGCCUUUGUGGGUGUCGUGCCCGCUUUCGUUUGUAUGCCCAUGCAGCAGAUCUUCACAAAGCUCGCGUUCAACAACAACAAGAAGGAACUCAAAUCCAGGGACGCACGCAUCAACGUCCUCAACGAGCUCAUCACUUCUAUUCGCUUCAUCAAAUUCUUUGCUUGGGAGCGAGGCUGGUCCGAUCGUGUCUUGCGAGCAAGACGCGAGGAGAUCAAGUGGAACGUCCGCGGAGUUUGGAUCCAGACGGGUCUGUAUCUAUCUUUCGCAUUGACGCCCCUCCUUUUCACGAUCAGCGCCUUCACGUCUUACACUGUGUUCGAAGGCAAGAAGCUCGAUGUCGCCACAGGAUUCACCGCCAUCGCGCUCUUUGCUAUGCUUAGGAACCCCUUGUCCGUCGUUCCCAUGGUCAUCAACUGGAUCUUCCAGGCAAAAGUCUCGAUGGACCGCAUCAACGCCUUCCUGAACGAAGACGAGGUGCCCGAGUGGGUCAUCAGAAACUGCAGCGAUCAAGCAAGCGCCGACCUGCACGAAGCUGACCAGGAGCGAACGGUCGUGCUCAAAGGUGCCACCCUACGUUGGCAGCCGGCAAAGCCUCUAGAGGAGAAGAAGAAAGCGCCUCCGAAACCCUCGCCUCUGUCAUCCCUGGCGUUCUGGAGAAAGAAAACCCCUGCAGUCUCACUCUCCCUGGAAGAUGAUGCUGACGCACCUGAAGAAACGACCCCCUUCCAACUCACCGAUUUGGACUUUCGACCUCCAGCCGGCAAGAUGACCCUCGUCUGCGGCUCUACUGGAUCUGGCAAGUCCUCCCUACUUUCCGCCAUUCUCGGCGAAAUGGAGUUGCUGGAGGGCUCUGUCACCUUACCCAAGCGUCCUUUGCAACUGCUCAGCGGAGGAGUAGCCUACUGCUCUCAGACUGCCUGGCUCGAGACAUUGAGCAUCCGUGACAACAUUGUCUUCGGCCAGUUCUUUGAUGCGGAAAGGUACGAAAAGGUGUUGGAGUGCUGCUGCUUGAAGCCGGACCUCAAGACAUUCCCAGAGGGCGACAAGACCGAGAUUGGAGAAAAUGGUGUCUCGCUGUCAGGCGGACAAAAGGCAAGAGUUGCUCUAGCUCGCGCCGUCUAUUCCCGCGCACCCGUCGUACUCCUCGACGACGUCCUUGCAGCCGUAGACUCACACACCGCACGCAGGCUAGUCGAUGAGUGCCUCUGUGGAGAUCUGAUGCGCGGCAGGACGGUGAUUUUGGUGACGCACCACGUCGAAACGGUUUUGCCUCACGUGGCCCACGUAGCCAUGCUUGAUGGAGGUCGUAUCCGAGCAAGCGGUUCUCCGGCAGACCUUCAAGCAGAAGGUCUUCUGUCCACGUUGAUCGAAUCAGAGGCUAGCGGCUCUGAUGCGGACAGUAAAGGCAAGCAGGCUGCGUCGGAUCAGCUCGUCGAGGAGGCGGCCAAGGAUGCUGCUGUUGAAGCUCAGGCGAAAUCGCAAGCAGAGGAGGACGAAACAAAGAAAGUCAACGUUGCCGGUGCUAGUCCUGGACGAGGCAAGCUUGUCAGCGCCGAGAGAAAGUCCACAGGCGGCGUCAAACGCGACAUAUACGUGACCUACCUCUCCGCUUUUGGUUGGCUCGCAGUCGCGUUGGUCCUGUCGUGCAUCACGAUUUCGCGCUCGUCCGAUCUGCUUGAAAGGUAUUGGCUCUCGUUCUGGGGACAUGCAUACGAAAAUCCGCCAUAUCAAGCAAAGCGUGGAUGGUUCUCAGAUCCUAGCACCAACGCAGCGCCAUAUCUUUUGGUCUACACGGGCAUCCUUCUGACGUGGCUGUUGUUUGGCAACAUGUCUAUGUUCGUAAGCGCUAGGUCGGGAAUCGCUGCGAGCAACAAGCUCUUUGAAAGGAUGCUUCGCACCGUGGUGCGCUCUCCAACUCGUUUCUUCGACACCACGCCGACGGGCCGCAUCUUGAACCGAUUUACCAAGGAUGUCGAGACGGUCGACAAUUCACUGUCUGGAAACAUUCGGAUGCUCGUGUUGUUCACGACCGCAGCGCUUAUGAAUGCAAUCAGCAUGCUUGUUGUAGUUCCAGCGUUCGCACCCCUGAUGAUCCUCAUCACCUAUGCCUACUAUCGAACGGCGGCCUCCUACAUGGCGUCGGCUCGAGAUUUGCGACGGCUCGAGUCGGUGACGCGAUCGCCCAUCUUCCAAUCUUUCACUGAAGUGCUCAAUGGCAUUGGCACGGUGCGAGCUUUCGGCGCGCAAGACCGAUUCCUGCAAACGCUCUUCCAACGUUUGGACGCUACGCAGAGCUGCAGCAACCUGUUUUGGAUGGCGAAUCGCUGGUUGCUGCUUCGCUUCGAUCUAAUGGGCGCGCUGACCGUCUUUGUCGCUACCGUGUUGGCUCUGGUCGGAGGAGCCGAAGCUGGAUGGGCAGGUAUCGCGAUUACAAAUGCCCAGAUGUGGAGUCAGGCUGCGUAUUGGCUUUGUCGGGUGUGGUCAGGAUUCGAGAUGGAUCUCAAUUCCGUCGAGAGGAUCUGCGAAUACUUUGAGCUUCCACAGGAGCCGCCGGCAAUCGUCGAGCCAAAUCGUCCCCCUCCUACGUGGCCGUCCAAGGUUGACAGCCGCGGAAUCCAGGCAAAGGGACUGGUGCUCAAGUACGCCCCUGAUCUCGACCCCGUGCUGCGAGGUGUCGACUUUGAUAUUGGCGCCGGUGAGAAGGUCGGGUUGGUGGGCAGAACGGGUUCCGGCAAGAGCACGCUCGCUUUGGCAUUCUUCCGCUUCGUAGAAUUUGAAGAAGGCACGAUCGUCAUUGAUGGCAUCGACAUCAGCAAGAUCGGUCUAGAGGACCUUCGAAGCCGUCUCACCAUCAUCCCUCAAGAUCCGGUAUUGUUCAGCGGGACGAUCCGCGAGAACCUCGAUCCUUUCAACGAGCGUACAGAUGAAGAAUGCCUACUUGCCCUAAAGAGGGUCAACCUCAGAACAACACCAGUCCACACUGCAGCGCCCAGCGUGCUUCCGAGCCGAGCUGGCUCGAUCCACGAGCAAAGUAUGGAGAUCAAUGGGUCGUCAUCGUCGUCGACGGCUGUCAACUCGGUCCUGCCGGUCGAACAUGGCACCGGAACGACUGUUGUCACCUUGGAGUCAAAGGUUUCGGAAGGCGGCAACAACUUUUCCCAGGGUCAGAGACAACUCAUUUCGAUGGCAAGAGCGUUGCUGCGAUCGACAUCGAUCAUCUUCAUGGACGAAGCAACUGCAUCUGUCGAUUUUGAGACCGACACGCAGAUCCAGAAGACGCUUCGAUCACCCCUGGGAUCCGACGCAAACCACAAGACAACCAUCAUUACGAUCGCACACCGAUUGAAGACCAUCAUCGACUACGACAGGAUCUUGGUGAUGGACAAAGGACGCAUCGCUGAGAACGACUCGCCUGCUGCGUUGCUGGAACGCAAAGGCAUCUUUUAUGAGAUGUGCCGCAAGACAGGAGAGUACGAGGAGCUAGAGACGCUUGCGCGCCAUGCUGCGGCGACGCUGCAGUCGAGCGCUCCUCUUUUCCUUUCCUACGCCGACUCAUCCGCCCCUAAGUACGACUUUUCGACUCUACUGUCCGACGUCGAGGACGCACAGAGCUUCCGCACUCAACCCUAUCAGCCUUGCAAUCUACACAACGCUGCAUCUCCCUGUCCCACAUCGCGAACUCAUUACAUCGCGUCCUCCGCGGGACGACCGCAUAUCCGCACGGUCGACCAAUCUGAUCGUUACCCUCAUUCCGACAACAUCACUAAAGAGCCUGUCAGGUGUUCCAGCAACGGAAAUAGCGCUCAAAUGCAUCUCAGCUCUCGCAAGCUGUACCUCACGUGCGUGGUGUAG
Messenger RNA from Pseudozyma hubeiensis SY62, 5742 nucleotides. Its product is annotated as ATP-binding cassette transporter. NCBI's taxonomy places the organism in Eukaryota, Fungi, Basidiomycota, Ustilaginomycetes, Ustilaginales, Ustilaginaceae. Gene Ontology annotation, biological process: transmembrane transport. Gene Ontology annotation, cellular component: fungal-type vacuole; membrane. Gene Ontology annotation, molecular function: ATP binding; ATP hydrolysis activity; ABC-type peptide transporter activity. The record is from RefSeq and is a predicted model, not a curated record. The coding region runs from base 1 to 5742 and encodes 1913 amino acids. The transcript has 2 exons.